Aphidius gifuensis is the source of this 1670-nucleotide messenger RNA. RefSeq names its product probable maleylacetoacetate isomerase 2. Gene Ontology annotation, biological process: glutathione metabolic process; L-phenylalanine catabolic process. Lineage: Eukaryota; Metazoa; Arthropoda; Insecta; Hymenoptera; Braconidae. Gene Ontology annotation, cellular component: mitochondrion; cytoplasm. The record is from RefSeq and is a predicted model, not a curated record. The transcript has 5 exons. Gene Ontology annotation, molecular function: glutathione transferase activity; maleylacetoacetate isomerase activity. Bases 426 to 1079 code for a protein of 217 amino acids.
UGAAUAAAUAAUAAUAAUGUUGCGCUGUUGCCAAGUCGUGUGAGAUAUUUAUUUAGCGACAUUGAAUAGUUGGUGGAUUAAGAGUAUGGUGAUUGUGCAAUUUCGAGGGGAAUUCGCGAGAUCGGAGGGUGAGAUUGACUCUCACCGACACACAAAUACAAGGAACACCAUGUACAUAUAACCGGCUUUGCUUUUUAUCAAAUUGGUAUUGAGUGUCUGGCAAUGGAAGGAUAAAAUCAGAGAGAAGGAGUUGAUAUUAUUUCGUCUGUUCAUUAACAAAAUUUUUCAUUAUUAUUAAUAAUAAUUGCAAUAGGCCUAAAAUAAUAUUUUAAUUUAUCAAUAAUUGCUUAAUAUUAAAUUAUUAUUUAAUUAUAUAAUUGUUGGCUAUUUUAUUUAUUUAUUUAUAUUUUAUUUUGUGUGGAAAAAUGUCUGUGAUGGGAAAGCCGGUACUGUACUCAUACUGGAGAAGCUCCUGUUCCUGGAGAGUGCGAAUUGCAUUGAAUUUAAAAGAAAUACCUUAUGAUAUUAAGCCAGUUAGUCUGGUUAAAGGAGGUGGUGAACAGCAUUGCAAUGAAUUUCGUGAGGUAAAUCCAAUGGAGCAAGUGCCUGCUCUUCAUAUUGACAAUCAUACCCUGAUUGAAUCAUUGAAUAUAAUGCAGUACUUGGAAGAAACACGACCACAUCGUCCAUUGCUACCAGCAGAUCCAGUAAAACGUGCAAGAGUUAGAGAAAUAUGUGAAGUCAUAUCAAGUGGUAUUCAGCCACUUCAAAAUUUGGUUGUAUUAAUUUACGUUGGUGAAGAACGUAAAAAAGAAUGGGCACAACAUUGGAUAACACGUGGUUUUACUGCUGUUGAAAAAUUAUUAUCAUCAAGUGCUGGCAAAUAUUGUGUUGGUGAUGAUAUAACAAUUGCUGAUUGUUGUCUGGUACCACAAAUAUUUAAUGCAAGAAGAUUUCAUGUUGAUUUACGUCCAUUUCCAACAAUACUACGUGUUGAUCGUCAUUUAGAAAAUCAUCCGUCAUUUACUGCUGCACAUCCAAAUAAUCAACCAGACUGUCCACCAGAAGCUACCAAGUAGCAAGCAAGGCAGACCACACUUUUUUUAUUUUAGAUUUUAAAUUAUCUAAAAUAUACAUAAGUCGAUGGUCAACGUAAUAUUUUUAUAUAUUCAAUACAUAUUGUGGCUCAUUUAAUGAUAUUUAUUUUAUAUAAACAAUUACCUCAAUUAAUUCAUAUAAAAUUAUACAAUAAUAAUUUAUAAUUUAUUGUAACAAUUUAUAUUAUAUUUUUCUUUUUUUUUUUUAUAAUUAAUAAUAUUGUAAUAGUUGGGUAUUUUUUUGAGCUGCAUUUUUACAAUUUAUUAUUUUAUUUCAACUUGAAUAAUAUUCCAUUUUUGUAUAUUUAUUUUUUGAUUAAUUUAUAUUAUAACAAUAACUGCUCAAUAGUAACAAACAAACAUAAUGAAAAAUAGAAAAGUACAAAAAAGCUAUUUGUUUAUUUUAAUAAUAAUGGUUAUUUAUUUUUUAUAUUUAUUUAAUAAUUUUUUUUUAUUAAUCAAUUAAUGUUUUUUUAGUAUUGAUAAAUGAAUAUUUGUGAAAAAUAUUUGGAGAUCUUGACAUUAAUGUACAGUAUCCAUUUACAAUAAUAAAUAUAUCUUUGCAAAGAUUAA